Ipomoea nil (Japanese morning glory) is the source of this 1097-nucleotide messenger RNA. Its product is annotated as plasma membrane-associated cation-binding protein 1-like. NCBI's taxonomy places the organism in Eukaryota, Viridiplantae, Streptophyta, Magnoliopsida, Solanales, Convolvulaceae. Bases 211 to 852 code for a protein of 213 amino acids. Gene Ontology annotation, cellular component: plasma membrane. The record is from RefSeq and is a predicted model, not a curated record. The transcript is spliced from 4 exons.
UUGCUGAGUAGGAUAGCGGGCCCACUCACACAUCAUAAAACCAAGCCAGCUGCCAGUAUGGUAACGACCCAACAAUCAAAGAAACAUCAGAGAGAGAGCUGAGGAUUGAACCGCCAUUGUUACGUUGUUGUAAGCUAUCUACCCACAGGAACAGUGCAUAUAUACAUAGUUUCUUUCAGUUUUCUGAUCUGAUCAUCAUCCAUAGCGAAGAUGAACUACUGGAAAGAUAAGGUUCUCCCUAAGAUCAAGAAGGUUUUCGACAAGAACGGCCCCAAGAAGGCUGCUGCUGCUGAGGCUUGCAAGGCUUUCGAUGACUCCAAGGAGCAGUAUGGGAAGGAGUUUGAAGACAAGAAGACUGAACUUCAACCCAAAGUUAUCGAAGUCUAUGAAGCUUGCUCCGCUGAGAUAAAGGGUUUGGUAAAAGAGCCAAAGGACUCCGGGCUGAAGAAGCACUCAGCUGCUGUUCAGAAGCUCCUGGAUGAGCUUGUCAAGAUCGAUUUUCCGGGAUCAAAGGCGGUGAGCGAGGCAUGUACGAAGUUGGGGCCGGCGUACGUGUCGGGACCGGUUUUAUUCAUAUUUGAGAAAGUGUCCGUGCUGAUCCCGGUGGAGGAGAAGAAGGAGGAGGAGGCGGCGCCGGCGCCGGCGGAGGCGAAGGAAGAAACAAGCAGGGAAGUUGAGGUGAAAGCGGAGGAGAUAGCAGCGGCCGCUGAGGAAGAACCAAAGGCGGCUGAAGCUCCACCGGCGGCUAAGGCUGCUCCGGCUACAGAAACACCCGCCGCCGCCGUCGCCGCCGCCGAACCACCGAAGGCGGAAGAGAAACCAGAACCCGCCGCCGAGCCACCCAAAGCUUGAUCGUUGCAACAGGUGAAUAUAGUCAUCAAACUGUUAAUUUGCUCCGGGAAGGGACUUUUGUGCAAAAAAAGAAAAAAGAAAAAAAGAUUCAAUUUGUGUUGUGAGAAGACAAAACAUUGUACUCUGUUAAUUAUUAUUCUUUAUAUUUAUUCGUGAUUAUAUAUAUGUAUAAUAUAAAUUCUAUUUCUCCUUUGGUACUUGAAUUCUUCCCUUGUGUACUAUAAUGCUUCAUCAAAUUAUUAUUU